This is a messenger RNA of Aureobasidium namibiae CBS 147.97, 1083 nucleotides long. Its product is annotated as WD40 repeat-like protein. Gene Ontology annotation, molecular function: ubiquitin binding; RNA binding. The record is from RefSeq and is a predicted model, not a curated record. Gene Ontology annotation, cellular component: nuclear pore. The coding region runs from base 1 to 1083 and encodes 360 amino acids. Lineage: Eukaryota; Fungi; Ascomycota; Dothideomycetes; Dothideales; Saccotheciaceae. Gene Ontology annotation, biological process: RNA export from nucleus; transcription-dependent tethering of RNA polymerase II gene DNA at nuclear periphery. The transcript is spliced from 3 exons.
AUGGCCGGCAUCUUUGGUAGCGCUCCUGCCGCAGCCACCUCGACCACUGCCACACAAGGCAGCAUUGCCAACGAUGUUACCCUCAAUGGCGCACAGACCGACAGCAUCCAGGACUUGAGCUUCUCCCCCGUGUCUGGCCAUCUCUCUGUCGCAUCAUGGGACAACAAAGUCUACAUCUACGAGGUCAACGAGGAUGGUUCCAACCAGGGGAAGACCAUGAUGGACCUCAAGGCUCCCGCCCUGAGCACCUGCUGGUCAAAGGACGGCAGACAAGUCUUCGGCGCCGGCGCCAACAACCAGGCAAUGAUGCUCGAUCUCGGAAGCGGUGCCACCACUCCCCAGACAGUCGCUGCACACGACCAACCCAUCAAGUGCAUUGAAAGCAUCUCAGUCAACGGCCAAAACAUGAUCGUCACUGGUUCCUGGGACAAGACCAUCAAGUACUGGGACUGCCGCCAACAAAACCCUGUCGCUUCCGUUCAGUGCAAGGAGCGCGUCUACGCCAUGGACACACGCGAUCAACUUCUUGUCGUCGCUACCGCCGAUCGCUACGUCGAGAUCUUCAACCUCAACCAGCCUGCAACUGCAUACAAGACAAUCCAGAGUCCUCUCAAAUGGCAAACCAGAACUAUCAGCUGUUUCGCCGAUGCCACAGGUUUCGCUAUCGGUUCCAUCGAAGGUAGAUGUGCCAUCCAAUACGUCGAGGAAAAGGACUCGAGCUCAAACUUCUCGUUCAAGUGCCAUCGCCAGAACGCCCCCAACACCCGCGAUGUGUCCAACGUCUACUCGGUCAACUCCAUCUCCUUCCACCCUGUCCACGGCACCUUCAGCACAGCUGGUAGCGACGGCACAUUCCACUUCUGGGACAAGGACGCCAAGCACCGCCUCAAGGGUUACCCUGAGGUUGGUGGAAGCAUCAGCUGUACCGACUUCAAUCACAACGGCACCAUCUUCGCCUACGCUGUCUCGUACGACUGGCACCAGGGAUACGCAGCCAACAACCCUCAGUACCCCAACAAGGUCAUGCUGCACGGCAUCAGCGGCGAUGAGUGCAAGCCCAGACCCAACGCCAAGAAGCGAUGA